Messenger RNA from Rattus norvegicus (Norway rat), 16055 nucleotides. The record is from RefSeq and is a predicted model, not a curated record. Lineage: Eukaryota; Metazoa; Chordata; Mammalia; Rodentia; Muridae.
CACACACACACACACACACACACACACACACACACACGGGGUGGGGAAGGGGGAGAGGGAGAGGGAGAGGGGGUGAUCUCUCUAUGUAGUCCUCACCUGUCCUGGAACUCACUAUGGAGACCAGGCUGGUCUUGAACUCACAGAUAUCUUCCUGCCUCUGUAUCACAAGUGCUGGGAUUAAGUGUGUGUGCCCUAAAGGUAACCUUUAAGAGUGUUAGGUAGCGCUCUUCAUCUGGCUGUUCCGUUCUCUGAGAGAUGAGACGAAUGGGGUUGUAUCAGGGUCCCAGACCUGAGCAGGGUCUAAGACCUUAGCACAACUGGUUCCAUGAUGCAGCACCAUUCAGGCUACAAAACUCAGCACAUAGACAGCACCACCUGCCAAAACUAAAACAAAGACCUAAUCCAUCAAAGUCCAUAGCUCUGGGAAAGUCUCUUAAUGUAUUAAUCUUGGUUUUUUGCAUCUGUAGUUCUGCUUCUGGCUAACUGCUCUUGUUAACUGAAGUAUGUCAACUCAGGACCUCAUUUUUUUUAUUCACCCAGAGAAAGGCAUGGGCUACACUGAGGUCCUGAACCCCAGGCAGUCACCAGCUGGCUAAUAAUGGCUUUUUAUUGGCUUGAACCCAUAUCUGAGCAGUCUUCUCUAGAGAAUAUCCCACGAAGGAUUAGUUCCUAAUUAAGUGGCCUCAUGAGCUGCUAAGAUAAUAGCAGGUAGAGUUGCUGACAACCUGACUGUGACCAUUGGUAGCUACACGAUGGACAGAGAAAACAGACUUGCACAGAUUGUGCUGUCCUCUACUGUCAAGAACCCACUCAGUAGGGGUUGGGGAUUUCGCUCAGCGGUAGAGCGCUUGCCUAGCAAGUGCAAGGCCCUGGGUUCGGUCCCCAGCUCCAAAAAACAAAAACAAAAACAGAAACAAAAAAACAAAAAAAACCCAAAAAACAGUAAAUUAGAACAAAAUGUGUCUCCAGAGAAAGCCUUGACCCUUCUGUAAUAUGAGGACACAGAAAAAGAUUGGAAAAGAUGCUGAAGAGGGCCCUUACCAGAACUUACCUGUGCUGGCAUGUGAUCUUGGGUUCUAAUAUUGUUGUGUGAAAAUAUUCCGACAAAAGCAACUUAAGGGAGAAGGGUUUAUUUCCACUCAAUUCAUCUUGAGAGUCAGGGCAGCAAGAGUUUGAAGCAGCUGAUCAUGUUGCAUUUGUAGUCAUAAUAACAGAGUAUGCUCACUAGUGUUUGGUCAGCUUGACAGAAGUCAGAGUCACUAGAGAGAAGGUAACCUCAAUUGAGAAAGUGGUCAGCUUAGUAGGCUAGCCUGUGGGGUAUCUUCUUGAUUAAUGGUUGAUGUCGUAAGAUGGCACUAUUCUUGGGCAGGUGGUAUAUAAAUAGCCAACUGAACGAGCCAUGUGGCUUCUGCCUCAGUUUCUGCCUUCAGAUCCCUGCCUUGAGUUCCUGCCCUGGCUUCUCUCAAUGAUGGACUAUCACCUGAGAUUUGAGAGAUGAAGUAAACCCUUUCCUCCACAAGUUGCUUUUGAUCAUGGUGUUUUACCACAGCAACAGAACUCUAAGACACAGAACAGUGCACACAUCGUGCCAGCGCACUGCUCCAUCCUCCAUUUUAGACAGUUCAUGAUCCGCCCGGAGACCAGUUCCACCCACAGUUAAGAAGGGUCUUCUCACAUCAGUUAAUGUGGUCGAAAUAACCAUCAACUGGUGAUUCUAAAUGUUGUCAGGAUGACAGUUAACAUUAACCAUCUAAUCUCAGAUAUCUAAAACUGUCACAAAUACAUGUGUAGCAUUUGUACACCUCUUAGUCCAUGAACGUGUAUUGUGGUGGCUGAAGAGACCAAGACUGUGAAAACAGGUUAUGCAUGAUGGGUUCUCAGUGCAUGUUAGUCUCCAUUCUUCCUUUGGAGUCAUAUGGCAACCAGUGGGAUUGCCAGUAGACUACAGACAUUGCCAGUAGAUCACAGAUUCCCUGUUUGUUGCUCUCUCUUUUCUUUUUCCUUUUUUUCCUGAGACAAUAUUUCCAUGUUCUGGAACUCUGUAUAGGGGAAGCUGGUCUGGAGCUCACAGAGCACCACUUGUCUCUGCCUCCCGUGUCUGGCUGUUGCUUCAUCUUUAUGUACUUUUUCCUUAAAAGAUAAUAUGUCACAUAAAAAAACUUAAAUACUAAUUCCUACUACUAUAAUUUUAUAGUAGUCAUAUGGUAACCAGUUUUCACAUCUCAUAUUAUAUAGUCGAAACCAGGGAAUUAUAUUUUUUGUAUAUAAAAUGGAAUUUUACCAAUUUCAACAAGGAUAGAAUUUGCUUUUGUUAAUAAAUAGUGUACUUUAUUACUUAGUCUAAUUUAGUAAUUCAUUCUCCUAAUGUUGGGCAUUUACCUUGGUAACUUACUGCUGUAUGUAAAUAGUACUCCAAUUAAUACUUUAUGUGACAUCUUGUAUUGUCUAAAAUUGUCUCCUAGAAAAAAGUGCUUAAAUAGCACAAAAACCUUGCCUUUAUAAGUCUGGUCUUCACCUUCGUGCAUGUGCAUGAUGGGAUAGGAAGAUGUGGCCUGGCUUUUGUACUACCUGAUCUUGAGUGGGUCACUUCUUUUUGAAUUUCAAUUUCUCAUCUAUAAAAUUAAUAUGUUGGAGCUGGAGAAAUGGCUGAGCUGUUGUAAGAGAAUGUACUGCUCUUUCUGAGGACCCACGUUUAGUUCCAUGAACCCACGUCAAGUAGCUCACAAUCCACUCAAGGGAUUAAUGCCUCCAGGAACCUGCACACGCACAGCUUACAAACUGUGCCAACACACACCUAAAGACAGACCUUCUUCUAAAUCAGUGCAUGGUUUUAGCUGGUUCCUCUUGUCCUUUACCUGAUACCCACAGUUCUGUACUAGGCAUCGAAGGCUGAGCCCAUUUUCCCUGGAUAUAGCCUAUGUUCUCUGGUUCUCUUCCCUCCAGAAGGCUUGUCUGACAUUGCCUACCUCUUCCUCCACCUCACUGGCUCAAUGGAGUGACUGCUUUCUCAGUCAUCUCAAGGAAGAGAGUCUUUUCAACCCAGUCAUGAGACAGAGGGACCUCUGCAGUAUUCAUCUGCUGUAGACAAAGAUCUUGGUAGAAGAAUCUUGCUUAGGUGGGAAGACAUGGAUUUCAUAUACCAAGUAUCUAUCUCAGGCCCUUCUCUGUCUCACAAGCUCCCAGAGACAUAACUGAAUACAGUCAAGAAUUCACAUUUCUUACCUCUACAGCAUUUCUCCUUCGGUUUCCAUUGAGUUCAGCACCUCCUGUUUUUUUCAUCUAUUGUAGGCAGUUGACACACAGGAAUUUAGUGCCAAACUGCACAGAAUAUUUUAUGAUAUCACCCAGCACCAAUUUCUGAACCACUGCUCAUGUGACACAGAGCAGGUAAGUGUAAUGAUAAUAUUAGUGUUUUCCAGGAAUUCCCGCAUUUUGGUGUGAGAACCCUUAAUUCAGGGUGGAUGAGCACAAAAGCUUCAGCUCUAUGGCUGGCCUUUCAGCAGGGAGGCCUGUGCUAGAGAUGCAGCACAGAGCCAAGUGCUGUGUAGACGGAUGGCAAGUCACGGGGUUCCAUCCCUGCCACUGAGUCGUUGCUGAAUCAUUACAGACUAGAUUUAACAGUUCUGAGUUUGGGGUUCUACAUCAGUAAAGUAAUAACAAUGUGUCCGUAAAAUUACUGUUGCAAAGUUUAUGUCUAAUAAAAUCUACCUUUAGUAGUUUGCCUUCAGGGUGCUGGAGGUCCAGAGCUGUCCAUUGAAGUUUCUACUCUCAAGGAGGAGAGAGAACUUUAGCACCUUUGGUGGCGGUGUCCUAAGAGGGAGACCUAGCUAGAACAUGUUGUGUUAUCUUCAGGCCCAGGUGUAGCUGACAGGAAACUGUCCAACUGAAGCCCACCUCUCUGGCUCCCCUCCCUCUCUGCACCCACCUCUCUGGCUUCCCUCCCUCUCUGCACCCACCUCUCUGGCUCAUUCUCCUUUCCUCCCUCCCCUUUUGACUUUUCACAACAGUUUUUUUUUUCUUCAUAGCCAACGCUGUCAUGAACUCAAACAUCUGCCUGCCUCUGUCUCCUGAGUGCUAGGAUUAAAGGCAUGAGCCAUAUGCCUUGCUCUGGUUCUCUUGACUUUUUUUUUUUUUUUUUUGGUUCUUUUUUUCGGAGCUGGGGACCGAACCCAGGGCCUUGCGCUUCCUAGGCAAGCGCUCUACUCCUGAGCUAAAUCCCCAGCCCCUCUCUUGACUUUUUUAAAAACUAAAGCAUGGGUCUAAUAAACAAUGAGAUUUAAAUCAUUACACCACUGUUUCUAAGAGAAAGGGAGGGGGAGUGAGAAAUCAAGGUGGGAUUUAACAUUAGCGUAUGGAAUAACCAUUUCUGAGAAAUGUAAAACAAAACAUGUAUUUUCUUAAGAACAGGGUCUUACUCUAUAGUCUUGGCUGGCUUGGAAUUCUCAUGUAGACCAGGCUGGUUUAUGAUUCAUAGAGAUCUCUGUCUGACUCUGCUUCUGGAGUGCUGGGAUUAAAGGUGUACCAAUGGUUCAAAACAUUUUUUUUAUCAAACCAAAUGAUUACCCCAAAAUACUGUCUAGAGAAAGUGUUCAGGUCAUCAGACAAGGAAAGGGAAUCCAGGCAAGGCUUAGAGGUCUGCCUAUAAACAAUGGGGCUGCAAGCCCAGGGGAAUUACUUAAGUCCAUUUGGCAUUGCUAUGACAAAAUAUGUGAGAAUGGGUACCUUAUUUGGCUCAAAACUCUGGUAGUUAGAGAACCUGGACAGCAUGACGCUGGCAUCUAAUGAGAAAGGGAGCAAGAGAGAGGGGAGAGGUGAGGUUCUUAGCUCCUGUGAGGGUCAAAUGCAUUCCACACCAGCAAUAGUAAAAUGCAGAUGUCAUGAAUUAUAACAAUAAUAUAGUUGUUAUUUUUAAGACUUAUUUUUAUCCUCUGUACACUACAUGCAUUCUGUAGCCCACAGAGGCUAGAAGACAGCUUCAGAUCCUCUGAAACUGGAGUUACAGAUGGUUGUGACCCUCCAUGUGGAUGCUGGGAAUCAAAUCUGAUCCUCUACAAAGGCAACACUAGCUGUUAACCACUGAGCUAUCUCUCCAGCUCCCUAAAGGUGAUCUAUUUCAACUCUGCCAUGCAAAUUAUUCUAUUAAAGGUAUUUGAUCUCAGCAACCCAGAUACCAAAUAAAAGAAAGACAGCUGGGCAUAGUGGUUGGUGCCCAGCUACACUCAAGCUACAUGGGAAGCUGAGGGAGGAAAACUCAAGUUCAAGACCUGACUGAGCUAUAUAGUGAUACUUCUCAAACAAAGGAAAAGGGAGAAGCCCAGGCUGCAGCUCAACAAUAGAGUGCUUGUCCAGCUUGUGUGAGGCCAAAGAGACAGAAACUAGAUAAAGAGGGAACUGGAGAGAAUCGUCACUGGUUAAGGGCAAUGGCUGAUCUUGGGUUCGAUUCCCAGCAACCACUUGGUGCCUCACAACUAUCUGUCACUCCAGUUCCAAGGGAUCUGACACCCUCUUCUGGCCUCCAUAAGCACUGCACAUACGUGAUGAUGCACAACAUGCACUAUUACAAAAUAAACAAUUAGAAUGAAAUUGGAAUUGAAAAGUUACUGUACAGUGUGAAAGAAUCCUACUUUAACUGAGAGCCUUGGGUUCUGGAACAGAAUCUCAUUUCAGCACGAAAACAAAGAAAAGAAAAGACGAGCUGGAGAGAUGCUCAGUGGAUAAAGUGCUUGCUGCAUUAGGAUCUGAAUUCUGUUUUCUGUGGGGUGUUUGUUUGUUAGUCUGUUUGUUCAUUUUCAGGACAGUUUCUCUGUAGCCCUGGCUGUCCUGGAACUUGCUGUGUAGACCAGGCUGGUCUUGAACUCAAGAGAUCUACCUGCCUUUGUCUCUGCCUCCCAAGUGCUGCGAUUAAAGGCUUGCGCCACCACCAGCACGACCCAGCUGACUCUGAAUUGUGAUUCCCAUCACUCACAUAAAAAAAUGGGUGCAGUUGUAUGUCUGCAGCCUCACUGCCGAGGCAGACACAGUAGUCCCCAGGGACUUCCUGGUCAGGUAUUCUAACUGAAAGGACAAACUUCAGGUUCAGUGAGAGAUGACGAUGAUGGUGAUGGUGGUGAUGAUGGUGAUGAUAAAAAUAAGGUGGAGAAUAAUAGAGGAACAGAUUUGCUGGCCUACACACACACACACACACACACACACACACACGCAUAUAUGCACUCAUGCACAUGUACACACAGGAAAAUAUGCACCAUAUUAAUUCAAACUAGAACUAGAUUGGUGAUAUCAGCAUCAGACAAGUAGAUUUUAGAGUGAAAAAUACUAUGUGGAAAAAUACUAUGGGGUCAUUUCCGGGCCAGCGAGAUGCUCCGGGGUGAAGGUUCUUGCUGUGAAAGGUUGGAGACCUGAGUUUGGUUCUUAGAGCCCAUGUAAAAAGACAUAGUGGUAGUGGGUAUCUUUAAUCUCAGCACUUCUGUGGCAAGAUGAGAGGUAAAGACAGAAGAAUCAGGUAGGAGCUUGCAUAUCAGCUAGCCUUGAGUAGGACACAGCACAGCAGAAGGCAAAAGAGACCCUGCGUGUGUGGAAAGAGAAAACUGACCCCACAGGGUAGUCGUCCAUCCUCCAACAUACGUGUGCUCACACUCACACACCACAUACACAUUAAUACAUAAUACAAAUAGAGAGGCUCAUUUCAUACUAACGAAAUCAGUUGGCCACGAGACACAUCAGUGACCCAUCACAAUUUAAAAUCAUAACUAAAAUCCACUUAAUACACUUAGGUAACUGAAUAUCAUAGCCUAGCCUAGCUUAAAUGUGUUCAGACAUAAUAGCUUCUAUCUUGGAAAAACUAUCUAAACACAAAAGCCAAUUUUAUCCAACAGUUCGUGGGCUAUACUGAAUGCUAUUCUGAAAGUGGGGGGUAAGGGGAAGCCAGGCAGGGUAGGAGCAUGCCUUUACUCCCAGAGGUGGCAGGCAGAUCUCUUGAGUUUGAAGCCAGCCUGGUUUACAAAGCAAGUUUCAGGAUAGCCAUGGCUACACAGAGAAACAUUGUCUUGAAAACUAAAACAAAAAAGGAGGGGGAACCCACAAAGUUAAUUUGAAUGUACUUCCCCACCAUUGUGGAGCCAAGAAUCCACGCUAAACCAUCAUAACCCAGAGACUGUCCAUUCUCUCAAUAAUUGAUGGGAUGGCUAGACAGGAAGUCAGUAAGUCUUUACAAGUUUUUAACAGUGUUAUCAAUCAAUUUGAUCUCAUGAUGUUCAUGAAAACACUUUGUCUAACCAUGUAAGGAUACAGUUCCUUUCAUACACACAUGAUACAUUCAGCAGGAUAGAGCAUAUCCAACCAUUAGAUAUUUCUUUUUUUCUUUUUUCGGAGCUGGGGACCAAACCCAGGGCCUUGCGAUUGCUAGGCAAGCGCUCUACCACUGAGCUAAAUCCCCAACCCCCAUUAGGUAUUUCUAUAUCAGAACAGUGCAUAUUCUAGCCAUUGGAUAUCUUAGUAUCAGAACAGACUACAUUCCCAGACAUUAGAUAUCUCUCAAUGUAAACUUAUUUUAUAAACAUACAAAUUUAUGUUUAAAAUGUUAAUUUCAUCUACUUGUGUGGAGGUCAGGGGACAGCUUGGUAGGAGCUGUUCCUCAUCCCCCCGUGUGUGUUCCAGGGCUCGAACUUGGGUAGUGAGGACUGGCAAAUGCUUUCACUCGGUGAGUCAUCUUGCUCUGAAGUACAUAGUGUGUGUUGACGUUCACCUGUGACACUUGCUGUAGUCAUAUGUAGUACUCAGAGGGACAACCGGCAGGAGUCUGUCCUUUCCUACCAGGUGGGCUCAAGAUAAGGAACUAAGGCUCUCAGGCUUGGUGACAAACACUUUACCCACUGGGCUUCUGAAGAAUAUUUUGACAUUAAUUACUAAAACAAGACUAGUGACAAGAAAUCUCUGAGAGGUUCUGUAGUAGUCGGAAAAUGAGGUAAAGCAUGAAGUUAAAAGAGAAGUCAGAAACAAUUUAAUUAAAUGAAAUGCAAAUUAUCAGAAUGUGUGGGCUGAAGCUAACCCUUAUUGCCCAGAGGGAAGGACGGUCUCAGCACAACAGCCAUGCCUGCAAAGCUCUCACAGACGAGAAGAGCAGGAUGACAAACAGGAAAUGAAGCACUGAAGGGCCAAGUGGAAAUUAACAGGAAACAAGAAUAAGGAAAAACCAUGGAGACUAAAAGGUUUAGGACAUUGAUCAUGUUAAUAAAGGUGUAACCAGGUAAGCCAGAAUAAAGAGAGGCAUUUGUGCAUGGUGCACAGCUGUAACCCUAGUACUCAGAGGGGUGAGGCAGGAGCAUGAAGAGUCCGAAGCAGCCUAAGGUACACGGUGAAUUCAAGACCAGACAGGGCUGCAUAGCAAGAAUGCUUGUCUUAGGCUUUUUUCCUUUUUUUUUUUUCCUUUUUUUUUAACUAUAAGAUGCCACUAUCACAGGUAGUGUCUGUGAGUUCGAGGCUAGCCUGGUCUACAGAGUGAGUUCCAAGAUACACAGGAUCUUGAAAAUCUAAAACCAAUUAUAUAUAAAAUAACCUCAGAAUAUAUAUUGGUACAGACGCACGUGUGUGUGUGUGUGUGUGUGUGUGUGUGUGUGUGUGUGUGUAUCAGAGAUUAAAAAUGUGACAUCUGAUAUUUUUUAAAUUACUCAUCAGAAGGCCACAUUUGGCAGUACAUUUGACAAAUGAUGAAAGGGGUAAUUUACUAAAGUAAAUACCCUUGUGACACAUAACCCUGUAUCUAUGGAAGAAACUGGAUUUCUAGUUUAAAAAUAAGUACAGGCCACUGCUAAAGUUCUUUACAGAACUCUUAAAAUUCAGUGAGUGAGCACACACUCAGCAAAAAUGCUUAUACAGAACCCAGAACCCACAAAUAAAUGCACUCAUUAGUCAUGGUAUAAAAAUUCAAAUAAAAACCGUAGGUAUUGGGAACAGAAAGACCAAUGGGCAUGGUGGCGUGGGCCUGUAGCCCCGGCUCUGGCAGCUGAGGUAGAAGAUCAUUUAGCCCAGGCCCAACCUGGGCAACAUGAGGAAACUCCAUCUCCAAGACGGAGUGGGGUGGAUAAGAGUCCUUUGGAAGUCACCUUGACAGGCUUUGGGGGGGGUGUUACACACACACACACACACACACACACACACACCCCUAUCUGGCCUAGCUACCCCACUGUAUCACACAGACUAGUGCAUUUGUGUUCAGUCUCCCUUGUGUAUUUGUUGGGACUCCAAUCUUAUAUCAAGAGCUUUGUGGGUAAGCAGGUUGAUCAUCUAUCCGAUGAUACUGUUCAGCAACAGAGGGAAUGAACUAUUGAUUCACAUGUGACCUCUUGGAGCUGGGGUUACAGGUGGUUGUGAGACUCUGGAAACCAAACUCCUGCCCUCUCCAAGAGCUGCAAAUACUCUUAGCUGCUGUGCUGUCUUUCCAGCCCCUCAACUGUCUCUGUCCACUCACCUCCUAAUUUUAAUGUUUUCUGAAAGACCAGGACCUUCAGGACAGCGUGUGCACUUGUUCUCCCCUUUGUACCUCUUUCUACCUGAUUGGAGGGGUGCGGGUGCUCAGGCAGAACAACCCACAAGGCAGAGCCUGUCAAGGCUCCCUCCACAACUUCUGUCAUACCUGUGUGCAGCCCUCACUGUAAAACCUCACUGGUCUUCUCCCAGUUGGAGAGCUAAUGGCCUCACCUCAAGCAAGCAAAGCUUAUAAACACUGUAUUAGUUUCCUAGAGAUGCCGUAAGGUAUUACCAGGAACUUAGUGACUUAAAAACAUCAUUCUGUCAUAGUUCUGGAGUCUAGAAGUUCAAAAUCAAGGGGUGAGCAAGCUUGUGUUUCCUUUCGAUGCACUGGGAGAAAAUCCAUUCCAUCUCUCUGCUUUCCUAGUUUGUGGCUUACAUAACUCCAGUUUCUAACCCCAUCUUCGCCUAGCCUUUCCCUACCCAACUGUUUCCUAGAUUUAGGAGGGCCCACCCUGCAUCGUACUUGCAGGCUGGUCCUAUCUCUGAAUCCUUAAUUAUAUCUGCAAAGACCCCUUCCCAAUUAAUCUCACAUUCACAGGCUCUUGGUGUUAGGGUGUGGACAAACUGGAAGGGGUCCAGUCCAAUUCACUCCAGCUAGGAACAUCUUGAGGGCACAGCAUGAGCCAUCAUUAGAACCCAGGAAGACCCCUCAGCUUCUAGGUGUUUCUGCUUCUGAAGAUCCUUUGGUGGACCUCUCUGACAUCCCAGUGGUGUCUGAAAGAAUCGAUCUGACCUCGGUACCCUUUGGCUCUGGUGGUGGCUCAUAGCCUCAGGGCCACUCAUAGCCCACUUAACAUGGCAGAUGGCUAGUGAACUUCAGGGAGGAUGCUGAAAGAAAGGAGUAUUUACAGAAUUCCUAAUCUGUAUUUCCAUUUCAGUCUCAACAGAAAUGUGCCUAAUUAGGUCAUUAUCUUCCAUCUUAUAAAUAAGGUUAACUGUGAGACUUAAACCUGGCUGGUUAAAGUUACAGGGCUAGUAACCGGCAGGGCUUCAAAGCCUGAUACAUUUUGCCUUUGUAGGACUGAGUGGCAAGAGUGCAUAGAUCACUGUCAUUAUUCCAUUGAUUAGCUGCCACUUUGUUAACUCAUUGGUGGCACAAUAGUGCCACCCAGUGGCUCCAGCUACAAACUACAUGAUCAAGGCAAUAGGUCAAAUUCUUUUUUUUUUCCUUUUACUUUGUUUCCAUGGUAACUAGCCAACUCACCCGAUAUAGAACUAACCCAUCUAUAGUUUAAGGAGAAAUGGGCAGUUCUCUAAGGAAAGGCUUGGUUUCCUAGGAUGCAGAUGAGAAUUGAAUGCUCCACAGUGUUAAAUCCAAGGAGUUGUAUCCUGAGGACUGGGCUGUCUCUCUGGGGGCCAGAGAGAUACCAACAGGUAUGCAAAAUUCACAGUGCUAUCCAUCUCAAGUGGGUCACCCCUCUAAGACCAGUUUCUAAAAGGAAAAAGACAUGUCUGUUACACAAGAUUUUUUCCUAGGCCAGAGUGAACUGAAACUGCAGUUUUUUGAGGGUGAUUUUUGCCCCUGUGUGUUCCUCAGAAUGUAAUUACUUAGAAGUUGGAACUUCAAUUAAUAAGCAGUAUAGCUCAGGUCUGGUGGUGCACACUUAGAGGUGUGUGCCUCUGAGAUUUUGGGUAUCUUGGGGGAGACUGUGGGAUCCCCUCAGAAAUGACAAUAACUGUAACUGCAAAGCUUCUGUAACAAAAAUUUGUAAUGAGGAUGCCAGAUAGCUCUCACGAUUAAUCCCAGCACUUGGGAGACAGGCCAACCUGACCUGUACAGUGAGUUCCAGGACAGCCAGAGCUGUAUCGUCAAACUGUCUUAAAGGGGAAAAGAAAAGCAGUGUAUCAUAGAAUGCACUGCACUGUGGUGUAGUUCUUACGUAAGACUUCCCUUUGAAAGUGUCAACUCCAUGCUUUUAAGGACAGUCACUGUGCUGGAUGCUCCUCCCACCAGACUCCAGAGGUCUCCAUUACACUGAAAACAAGCACUGUGCCUACUUAACUGCACAUAACCCAGCUUCCCUUCCCCCAAAGCCCCCUUCUAUUGUCUUACUUUCCCCUUCCCCCUGGUGUUCUUUAGACAUUACAGGGGGAGGGGGGGGUUACUGCUUGAGACAGGGUCUCACUGUGUAUCUGAAAAUGGCCUUUAUUCCCCUAUGUGGCUGAGGAUGAUCCUGAACUCCUGCUCAUUCUGCCUCCCUCUCCCGAGUGAUGGGAUUACGUGUGCUACUAUGCUGUUUAUGUAGUGCUGGAGUGUGCACCUGCAGCUCUCAUGCACUUUUUGAGCAAUGCAAGCACUGCUUUCAUUUUUUUUGAAGAUGUAUUCUAACUAUGUAUAAAGAGGACAGAUUGUCAGACAUUAAAGGUCAGCUCUGGGAUACAUGAGACCCUGUCCCAAGGAUUUUUACUUUAAAAUAAGACAUGGCCAGACAUUGUGGUGUGUGCCUUUAAUCCUAGCACUCAGGAGGCAAGGUGAGGAAUAUCUCUGCAAGUUCAAGCCCAGCCUGGUCUACAUUACAUAUUGAGUUCCAGACAGCCAGGACUAACUAAAAAGGGACUGGAGAAAUGGCUGUGUGUAAGAGGGGCCAUGCUGCUAUUGGUUUGGUUCCCAGUAAUCACACCAAGAAGCUUGUAAAAGUGUAACUCCAAUUACAGGGGAUCUGACCACCUCUCUUGUAGACAUGUAAUUCACACAGUUACUCAGAUAUACAUAAUAAAUCUUGAGUAGAAAGAUGGAAAUAAACACAUAAAAUGAUGAAUAGUGCCAUGCUUCAGAGCCCGAGGUUCGGGGGAGAACAGAGAGAUAUGCUGGGACAGAAGGGGGGUGCUUUGAAAGUUGGGGGCCAAGUAGAGACUGAUGAGUUAGGAGAAUGAGGGAGUUCCAGGUGAAGAACGUCCCUAUAAACCAAACCACAUGUCUCACUAAGACACAGACUUCUGAAAAUUCACUUGGACUUUCUAAUUGUUAAAGCACCUGACUCCAGAGAAAAAGAUUUCAGCCCAGAACACCAAAGACCAGCACAAGAAUAUUGGUCUAGAGUUCCCUGCAGGUAAGUCUCUAGCUUUUGGGGUAAGUCCUGGACUGAAACCAGAGAAAUAAAAUUCAUGGUCUGGAGUGAUCCAACUAUCCCAUUCCACUUCAGCCAUGGGGACUGAGGGUCUUGGAGGAGCAGUAGCAGCCCUACUGUAAAGCUGCAUGACAGGAGAAAGAUGUGCGUUGUACUUAAUAUGAGCACAUUAGCUUUUCCAGAGACAGGUGACUCACUGAUAUCCCCAGGGCCCUGCCAGGAGGAACCAGCCAAGGCAAGACUGUAAAUUUGCCCCUGAGGGGUUGGGGGUGUAGCUCAGUGAGAGUCUUGACUAUCAAUACCCUGAGUUUGAUCCUUCUUCCUGUUUGUUCUUCCGCAAGUUAUUACAGAUAAGCUAAUGGUGGUUCCCAACCUUCCUGAUGCUGCCACCCUUUAAAUACAGUGCCUCAUGUUGUGGUGGUCCCCAACCAUAAAAUUAUCUUCAUUGCUACUUAACUGUAAUUUUGCCACUGUUAUGAACCAUAAUGUAAGCAUCUGAUACGCAACCCACAGUUGAAAACCACUGAGCUACAACAUGUUCAUGAGUGUCUGAUCCCAGCACUUGGCUGGAAGAAGCAAGAUGAUCAGUUUAAGUCUCCCCUGAGUUUCAUGAGAGUCUGUCUAAACAACAACAAAAAGCUGCCUCUGUAGCAACUGCCUAGAACAAUUCCAGACAGAGACUUAGUUGCUUAUUGCCCGAAGGAAAGCUUGGUUUCAGAGAGUAACUUGGCAUAUAUAUCACCCAGUCUGUGUGGAAAGUUAGAUGCCCUCUAUCGUGGGCGCGCUAAGGAAGGUCAGGCACUGAAAUGUUUUCAUCUGGAAGGAUGGAGGGGGAGGGUUAAAUUAGAACUAUGCCCCUGCCCCAACAGUCUCCGUAGCAUUGGCAAUCUUCCGGAGCAAUAUGAAAUGGGCUUGUUUUCUCCUAGAAUCUAGCGGGCAAGCAGAAAACAAGAGGCUCAAGAGGAGCAGCCCCAACCAGGGCAGGGAAGAAUCGCGAACUCUGGGCCCAGCCAGGGACCUGAGCCCGCCAGAAUCCGUCACGCGCGACUGCGAUCCUACCGAGGCCUCCCUCACUGCUAGAGGAUCACAGACCCAAGUGGCCAACGACGGAGUUCAGGCGGCAGACGCAGCGAGCCCUCUGGGCGGCCUGGAGGUACCGCAGGGAGCACAGGGCGGGUGCGGGCCUAAGCUACCGCCGCCGGGCCCUCACCACCGCCUCCGCUGCUCCCGCAGGACUUGUGGCUACAGGAGGUCUCCAACCUGUCCGAGUGGCUGAGUCCGGGACACAGGUCCUAAGCGCCCGCUCCUGAGACUCACAGCAAGGCAAGGAAGCCCGGGACGCGUGUGUUAUAUAUUUCAAUAAAGCUGCUCCAAGCACACAGUGUCAACUACAGUGCAAGGGGAGGAGCGUCCGGAGGACCGGACAACUCGCGCCGCCGCCUGACGUCACCCGCGCCGUCGCGUCACUGCUGCGCGCCACGGGUCUGGGCGUGAUGGCGGCGCUGGGCGGGGACGGGCUGCGUUUACUGUCGGUAUCGCGGCCAGAGCGGCAGCCCGAGUCAGCCGCGUUGAGCAGCCCGGGCCCAGGGCUGUGCUGCUGGGUGUCUGUGUUCUCCUGCUUCAGCCUCGCCUGCUCCUACGUGGGCAGCCUCUACGUGUGGAAGAGCGAGCUGCCCAGGGACCACCCCGCUGUUAUCAAGCGGCGUUUCACCAGUGUCCUGGUAGUAUCGAGCUUGUCCCCACUUUGCGUGCUGCUCUGGAGGGAACUCACUGGCAUCCAGCCAGGCACAUCACUGCUUACCUUGAUGGGCUUCAGGCUGGAGGGCAUUUUUCCAGCAGCUCUGCUGCCCCUGCUGCUAACUAUGAUCCUUUUCCUGGGUCCACUGAUGCAGCUCUGUAUGGAUUGCCCGUGUGACCUGACAGAUGGGCUGAAGGUUGUCCUGGGUGAGUCUUCAAGACUGAGCAAAAGCCCCUCGUUCUUGGGCCCGCCGCCUCACAGACAUGCGCUGGCUACGAAACCAAGUUAUAGCACCCUUGACAGAGGAGCUGGUGUUCCGGGCUUGUAUGCUGCCCAUGCUAGCACCAUGCACAGGUCUGGGCCCUGCUGUGUUCACCUGCCCACUGUUUUUUGGAGUCGCCCAUUUUCACCACAUUAUUGAGCAGCUGCGCUUCCGCCAAAGCAGUGUGGGAAGUAUCUUCUUGUCUGCAGGUGAGGCCUGGAGAGCUGCCCAGGGACAGCCAAGGGUCGGGGUGUUAGGAUACCCCUCACAGACACUCCUCAGAAAGGGUUGGAGACAGAACUAUAAGUAUUGGAUGGGGCCCACUGAUUAUGGAAGGUGGGGUACAGAGAGCAGCCACAGAUAACGGGCAGGCAGCCACUGCCAAGGGGAAAGGGUGGUCUCUGACUGUGGGGUGUGCAGUACUGGGGUAGGGUGGGCAUGCAGGUGUGGUCACUCGCAGCCUCCGUCUCCAGCGUUCCAGUUCUCCUACACCGCUGUCUUCGGUGCUUAUACGGCUUUCCUCUUCAUCCGCACAGGUUGGUCCUCGGCCUUUCAUGGGUCUCCAGGGGCCCACAGAUGUGGGUGGGAGAAGGGGGAUACUGUGGACACAACUGUUUCUUCUACUACAGUUCUAGAGACAGGCUAAGCUUUUUAAGAUCCGAGAGGUAGAAGCAGAGGUUAUAACAUGGGGGCAGACCAGUGUGUGGGGUAGGGGGUCAUUGAGUUCCUGUUCAGGAGACAAGGGUCACUAACUUUAGAAGGGCUAAUGGUGGUGGGGCUGCUUCACAUGUUGCACCAUCUCCCCUCUCCAGGACACCUGAUAGGGCCGGUUCUCUGCCACUCCUUCUGCAACUACAUGGGCUUCCCUGCUGUGUGUGCAGCCCUGGAGCAUCCACAGAAGUGGCCACUGCUGGCGGGCUAUGCCCUUGGUGUGGGACUCUUCCUGCUUCUGCUUCAACCCCUGACAGACCCCAAGCUCUAUGGCAGCCUUCCUCUUUGUAUGCUUUUGGAACGAACGGGGGCCUCAGAGACCCUACUGUGCUCCUGACCAUCACUCUUGUGUGAACUCUGAUGGGCUCUCCAGCCCCUUCUUAUCAAUACUGCGAGAGAGGGGCUGGCUGGGGUCCCCGAGAUCUCAGGAAUUUUUGUAGGGGAUUGAAGCCAGAGCUAGUUGAAUCCCAGGGACCAAGAGAAAGGAGCAGAUAUCCAAAGGGUGCAGCCCCUCGUGAUGGGGCGGAUGAGCAGCAACUGGAAGUGAGGGGACAAGGGCAAAUCCUAGGAGCUGUGCACUCCCUCUUUGGAUUGAUGCUUCUCUAGCUCCUUUGCGUCUCCCCUUCUCCCUUGAAAAGCUGCUGGGGUGGGUUUAUUUAUCAAACCCCUCCUCCCAACUUCCCAGGGUUUUCUCAUUGUCUUUUUGCAUCAAGACUUUGUAUUGGGAUAUUAAAGAGAUUUAACUUGGGUA